AUGGAAGAUGGAUCGUACACCGGUGAAGAGCGAAUCUUUUUUGCUGGAGAGCACACAAGUGGACGGUAUCCGGCGUCUGUCCAGGGUGCAUGGCUUAGUGGAAUCCGUGAAGCAGCAAGAAUUGCUGAUUUAUUCCUUGGAUGUCCUUUCUCAGCAUCCAACGUCGUAGAUCCUGAAUGUGUUCUGCUCGACAGCGAUGACGAAGAUACCGAGGAAGUGACAGCUUGUGACACUGAAAAUGCUGAAGCUGAACAUGCGGCCGAUGGAGAGACAAAAGAAAACGGAGUCAGCCACGAGGAGUUCCCUGCCACUACCGAUCACAACGGUGAAGCCCCAAAUAAGCGACCAAGAACUGAUAUGUAG
Molecule: messenger RNA, 363 nt
Organism: Haemonchus placei
Lineage: Eukaryota; Metazoa; Nematoda; Chromadorea; Rhabditida; Trichostrongylidae
Source: the annotation of a GenBank genome assembly